Molecule: messenger RNA, 1879 nt
Organism: Lethenteron reissneri (Far Eastern brook lamprey)
Lineage: Eukaryota; Metazoa; Chordata; Hyperoartia; Petromyzontiformes; Petromyzontidae
Gene: NEUROG2
Product: neurogenin 2
Biological process (GO): sensory organ development; axon development; positive regulation of transcription by RNA polymerase II
Cellular component (GO): nucleus
Molecular function (GO): DNA-binding transcription factor activity, RNA polymerase II-specific; protein dimerization activity; E-box binding
Source: RefSeq, a predicted model, not a curated record
CGGAAGAGCCGGCGACGCGCGCGACCAUCGCACUCCCAGUCUCGUGCCACCGGCUUCAUCCCGAGCACGCGCCGCGCACGUGACGCCCUCGACUCACGCGACGCGCACGAGCCCAGCACGCGGGCCAAGCAGCAGCAGCAGGCAGCAGCAGCAGGCAGCAGCAGCAGCAUUAGCACCAGCGAGAAUGAUGUCUCCAUUUCCUGGCGACGGACCCACCCGUCCGGAGAGCAGCAGCAGCAGCACUAGCAGCGGCAUCGCCAUCCCAUCGCCGAUGGAAGAAGACACUCCGGCACCGUCUCCUCGCUUUCCAUGCAGCUCCUCCCCAUCAUCAUCGCCGCCGACAUUAUCGUCAUCCGCAUCACCGUCGUCGUCGCCGUCAUCAUCAUCCUGCGAAGAAGAGAAACCUCAGAUGCCCGAGCAGCAGCAGCAGCAGCGACGGCGGAAGGCGAGAUCCAGAGGCUCCGGCCGCGCCGGCGGCGAACCGCUGGUGCGCGUUAAACAGAACAGGCGGAUGAAAGCGAACGACCGCGAGCGCAACCGCAUGCACAACCUGAACGACGCGCUCGACGCCCUGCGCGGGGUGCUACCCACCCUGCCGGACGACGCUCGACUCACCAAGAUCGAGACGCUGCGCUUCGCCUACAACUACAUCUGGGUGCUCACCGAGACGCUGCAGAUCGCCGACCAGAGCAUGCUGAGCGGCGCCGGCGUGUGCCGCCCGACGCAGCAGCAGAUCAUGCGAGCUGCCUGGGCUGCCAGCGGCGGCGGGGACAGCUUGUCUCCCGCAUCCUCGUCCUCCUCCUCCUCCUCGUCGUCGUCGUUGUCAUCCAUCGCUUCCUCGGGCUCCCCCGCCUCGAGACCCUGCAGCUCCCCAGACUCUGACUUCGAGUCGCUGUGCAGUCCGAUGCCGGCCGACGUCAAGUGCGAGAAUCUGCUGCUGAGGUCGUCCUUCCCCAACGGGACGGAGUUCCUGCACAACGCUUCGUUUGUCGAUUUCAUCUGACCGCGCUGACUUGUUUGCGUCGCGUCGUUUAGUUCCAAUUCGUUUGUUGCCGUUGUUGGGUAAAGGUGAUCCCCCAAGUGGUUUGUGAGCAUCCAUGAUAGAGGUUUUUUUGUUGGCUGGGUUAGAUCGCGUAAAUAUAUAAAUGUGUCGUUAAACCCGCCACCACCCGACACAGCCAACUAGUAAGGGUUGUCACGUAAACAGAACGUGGCCAAUUCGUUAACAGUACAGCACUAACCGGUGUGUUGGAGAGCAAAGCCACAACAUUUACAAUCUGAGUACGACGUUUCGCCAGUAAAUACAACUAGCUUGUGUUUUUAUAAAAUUACGCGAUCUAACCACCCCCCAAAAAAACCGUGUAUUGUGAAUGAUAUUGGUCGCGAAAGCCUGCGACAUGUUAAACUAGGUGAGCAUCGUUCGAACGGUGCCUUUAACGUCCGCGCACCUGUGGGUUUGAUGAAUCGAUGACCGACCCUGCCAAAAGUGGCGGUGGCAUCGACGGCUUAGUGGAUGGCACUUGGAUUGCUGUGGUGGCCACUCUUGGGGCGACAAGAUGUGAGCAUGUGCCCUCAAUUGUGAAGCCUUAGACGGCAUGGCAUUCCACAUCACAGCAUUAGACGACUUACCCCGUGAUGUUAAUAUUUUGAUUGUAAUUGUUAUUUUUAUAAAACACAAUAUAUAAAUAUAUAUUUUUAUUUUAUUGUAUUUUUAGAACGUGGUCUUCGGCUGGCAAGCAGCGAACAACUCGCCUUAAUAAUAAUAAUUUAUCAAAUGCGUGACUUAACUUAUGUAAAAUCAUCUCAGGUUAUUAUUUUUUUGAAAAUGCGUACCUUUGCAACGAAAUAUGUUUCCAUUGUCAAAGAAACUUGUCGGCAU